GGGAUCAACAAAAAGAAUUCAAGAUGAACAGAUAUUUCCUCCUGGUAGCCAUUGCUAUUGCUUUGACACUAGCUUGUGUCGAAUGCGGAAGGCCUUCUCAAGUUGGAAAUGCGAUCAAAAAAGAGGGCCAGAACUGUGGGAAAGUUAGGAAAGAUGGAAACAUCUACUACCAAGGGACAUGUGCAGAUGGCUUGGAUUGUGAAUGUCCUGAAGAAAAGGGGAAGUGCACAUGUGAAGGAAGCGCAACAACAACCCCAGGCGUAUCAACAACAACCCCAGGCGUAGGAUCAACAACCUCAGGCGUAGGAUCAACAACCCCAGGCGUAGGAUCAACAACCCCAGGCGUGCCUCAAACUCCAAGCACAGGAAGGCCUUCUCAAGUUGGAAAUGCGAUCAAAAAAGAGGGCCAGAACUGUGGGAAAGUUAGGAAAGAUGGAAACAUCUACUACCAAGGGACAUGUGCAGAUGGCUUGGAUUGUGAAUGUCCUGAAGAAAAGGGGAAGUGCACAUGUGAAGGAAGCGCAACAACAACAACCCCAGGUGUAGGAUCAACAACCCCAGGUGUAGGAUCAACAACCCCAGGCACAGGAAGGCCUUCUCAAGUUGGAAAUGCGAUUAAAAAAGAGGGCCAGAACUGUGGGAAAAUCAGGAAAGAUGGAAACACCUUUUUCCAGGGAACAUGUGGAGAGAACUUGGAAUGCGAAUGUUCUACAGACACAAGAAAGUGCAAAUGUGUGCAAGAUUCUUUCUCUUAAUUUGUCAAAACGUUGGCUACAAAAUCAAAUAAACAAGAUUUAAUUCUUGCAUCGC
Owenia fusiformis is the source of this 810-nucleotide messenger RNA. Lineage: Eukaryota; Metazoa; Annelida; Polychaeta; Sabellida; Oweniidae. The record is from the annotation of a GenBank genome assembly.